This is a messenger RNA of Engraulis encrasicolus (European anchovy), 2215 nucleotides long. RefSeq names its product solute carrier family 5 member 2 (gene slc5a2). Gene Ontology annotation, cellular component: plasma membrane. The record is from RefSeq and is a predicted model, not a curated record. Lineage: Eukaryota; Metazoa; Chordata; Actinopteri; Clupeiformes; Engraulidae. Gene Ontology annotation, biological process: transmembrane transport; sodium ion transport. Gene Ontology annotation, molecular function: D-glucose:sodium symporter activity. The coding region runs from base 70 to 2091 and encodes 673 amino acids. The transcript has 15 exons.
UUCUCUCUUUAUAGUGGAUGUAUAUUGGUUUUUGUAAUUCACAAUUUUGGUCAAGGUUACUAGUGCAAUAUGUCUGCCUCCGAUGGGCCAACAGUGGAGCCUAUGGCCUCAAAUACGGUGACCAUCAACAAUGCUGCAGAUAUCUCUGUCAUCAUAGGGUACUUUCUGGUGGUGAUUGGGGUUGGCGUUUGGUCCAUGUCAAGGACAAAUCGUGGAACCGUGGGGGGCUAUUUCCUUGCGGGACGCACCAUGGUGUGGUGGCCGGUGGGUGCAUCGCUGUUUGCCAGCAACAUUGGCAGCGGCCACUUUGUCGGUCUCGCAGGAACAGGAGCUGCCAGCGGAAUAGCUGUCGGGGGCUUCGAGUGGAAUGCUAUAUUCAUUGUGCUGCUUCUGGGCUGGAUAUUUGUUCCUGUAUACCUUACAGCUGGGGUGAUCACUAUGCCACAGUACCUGAAGAAAAGAUUUGGAGGCUCCAGAAUCAGUCUGUACCUAUCCAUCAUCUCACUGUUCCUGUAUAUCUUCACAAAAAUAAGUGUGGACAUGUUCUCUGGGGCCGUCUUCAUCCAGCAGGCUCUGGGUUGGAACAUCUAUGUUGCUGUGAUAGCGCUGCUCAGUAUCACUGCCCUCUACACAGUCACAGGUGGCCUGGCGGCGCUGAUGUACACGGACACGGUGCAGACCUUCGUCAUCAUCGCGGGGGCCUUUGUCCUCAUGGGCUUCUCCUUCUAUGAGGUUGGUGGAUACACUGCAUUGCUUGAGAAGUACAGCACAGCCAUACCGUUCCUCCGGGAGACCCAGGACCCCCUGCGCUACAACAUCUCCGACCAGUGCUUCACUCCUCGGCCCGAUGCCUUCAACCUCUUCCGGGACUCGGUCACGGGCGACCUGCCCUGGCCCGGAGUUCUGCUGGGCAUUGCCAUCAACGGAGGCUGGUACUGGUGCACAGACCAGGUAAUUGUGCAGCGGUGUUUGGCAGCUAAGAACCUGUCCCAUGUGAAGGCCGGCUGCAUCCUGUGUGGAUACCUGAAGCUCUUCCCCAUGUUCCUCAUGGUCUUCCCUGGCAUGAUCAGCAGAGUGCUCUACCCGGAUGAGGUGGGUUGCGUGGUGCCAGAGGUCUGUAAGCAGGUGUGUGGGACAGAAGUCGGCUGCUCCAACAUAGCGUACCCCAAACUAGUGGUCAACGUCAUGCCCAAUGGUCUGCGGGGGCUGAUGCUGGCGGUGAUGCUGGCUGCCCUGAUGAGCUCUCUGGCCUCCAUCUUCAACAGCAGCAGCACCCUCUUCACCAUGGACAUCUGGACACGCCUCCGGCCUCAGGCACGCGACCGCGAACUCAUGAUCGUGGGCAGAGUGUGGAUCCUCUGCAUCGUGGCCAUCAGCAUCUGCUGGAUCCCCGUGGUGCAGGCUGCCCAGAGCGGUCAGCUGUUUGACUACAUCCAAUCAGUGACCAGCUACCUGGCUCCACCAAUAGCGGCCGUCUUCCUCCUGGCCGUCUUUGUCAAGAGAGUGACAGAGCCUGGUGCAUUCUGGGGCCUGAUGGGGGGCCUGGCCAUGGGCCUGGCCCGCAUGGGGGCUGAGUUCUACUACGGCACGGGGAGCUGUGUGUUCCCCUCCCCCUGCCCCGCCGUCAUCUGUGGCGUCCACUACCUCUACUUCUCCAUCAUCCAGUUCAUCGCCACCGGCCUCCUCGUCCUCUUUGUCAGCUACAACACGCCGCCCAUAGACGACAAGCAUCUUUACCGGAUGGUGUUCAGCCUGCGCUUCUCCAAAGAGGAGAGGCUCGACCUGGACUGGGCGGAGCAGGAGGCCGCCAGACAAGCACGCAGAGAGGCAGAGCAGAAGACCAAAGCCAAAGAAUCUUCAACCCAUCAGAAUGCGGAGGUCAGCAGUCAGCAGUCUGGGCUGUGUCGUGCCCUGGGCUGGGUGUGCGGCAUGGGUGGAGACCAGGCCCCCGAGCCCACGGAGGAGGAGGUGGCGGAGGCGUCCAAGGAAGUGCCUGACAUAAAAGAGCACCCUGUCUGGCAACACGUGGUGGACGCUAACGCUCUGGUCAUGAUGGCUGUUGCCGUUUUCUUCUGGGGCUAUUAUGCAUGAUGAUGUAUGGAGAUAAUCCUAUCAUCUCUCCCACAACAAAGAUUAUCCAAAGUCUUCAAAUACGCACACAACUGUUUAAAUCUUAUUAAAUAAGCAUGGUAGUCAAAUAAAUGAUCAAAGUCAA